Messenger RNA from Austrofundulus limnaeus, 2131 nucleotides. RefSeq names its product solute carrier family 36 member 1 (gene slc36a1). Gene Ontology annotation, molecular function: glycine transmembrane transporter activity; amino acid:proton symporter activity; L-proline transmembrane transporter activity. Gene Ontology annotation, cellular component: vacuolar membrane. Bases 372 to 1817 code for a protein of 481 amino acids. Gene Ontology annotation, biological process: proton transmembrane transport; L-alanine transport; glycine transport. The transcript is spliced from 12 exons. Lineage: Eukaryota; Metazoa; Chordata; Actinopteri; Cyprinodontiformes; Rivulidae. The record is from RefSeq and is a predicted model, not a curated record.
UGUAUUUAUGUAUUUAGGGCUAGCUUAAUAGCUAGCUAGCUACCUAGCCACGGGACUCGGAAGGAACGUCAGGUCACGUGACCGCCCUCGGGCUCCUCUGAAAUGUAAAACUACAGACCGGAGUCUGUUUUCCACUCAAUCCGUGCCGCCGUUUCGCUCGCUCCGCCGCUGGUUCUGAUGUGGCAACGAUACAAAAACCAGAGUUCUGCCGUCAGCUCGUCCGGAUAACAACAGGCUGCGUGUGAGAAGAGGAGCGAGGCCAAGCAGCGAGGCGCAGACGUCCACGCCGAACCCUCCCCCGUCUCCACGCCAGGAUCCGUAAAGCUGGGAGAGACGACACCCAGCCGCCCGCCAGCUCCACCMGACCCACCAUGAUGGCAUCCAGCGACGUGGACAGCCGAGCCGACGGUUCUUUCUACUCCGACCAAAAUCCUUCAGAACUGGACGCUCUGUGUCCGUCUCCUCCGGGACCGUCCAGACCCCAGAGGAACUACGAGAGGAUCGGAGAACGGACCGGAACCACGUUCUGGCAGACUCUGGUCCACCUGCUGAAGGGGAACAUUGGUACCGGUCUGCUGGGCCUGCCUCUGGCCAUAAAGAAUGCAGGGCUGGUGGUCGGACCGCUCAGUCUCCUGGUCAUGGGAAUCAUCGCCGUCCACUGCAUGAAGCUCCUGGUCAAAUGUUCCCACCACCUCAGCGCCAAGGUGAACAGGCCGUCCCUGUCUUACGGUGAGGUGAUGCAGUACGGGAUGGAGAACGUGUGGUGGCUGAGGAGGCACUCGCACUGGGGAAAACGAACGGUGAACUUGUUCCUCAUCAUCACACAGAUGGGCUUCUGCUGCGUCUACUUUGUCUUCCUCAGUGACAACGUCAAGCAGGUGGUGGAAGCAGCCAACGCCACCACGGUCAGCUGCAGCGUGAACCACACCAACCAGACGGACAUCCUGGUCCCGAGCCUCGACUCGCGCCUCUACAUGCUCUGCUUCCUGCCCGCCUUCAUCCUGCUGGUUUUCAUCCCCAACCUGAAGUACCUGGCUCCCUUCUGCCUGGUGGCAAACCUGUUCAUGACUGCCAGUUUGGUCCUCAUCUACAUCUACUCCCUCAUGCACAUCACAUCCCCCAUCAACCUGCCAAUGGUCGGCAAAGCYAACGACUACCCUUUGUUUUUUGGAACAGCUAUCUUUGCCUUUGAAGGGAUUGGAGUGGUCCUUCCUCUGGAAAAUAAAAUGCAGAAGCCUCAGAAGUUCACCCAGGUGAUGUAUCUGGGUAUGGGCAUCGUCACCUUCCUCUACAUCAGCCUCGGCACCAUCGGGUACUUGUGCUUUGGGGAACAUAUUGGUGGCAGCAUCACUCUGAACCUGCCGAACUGCUGGUUGUACCAGGUGGUGAAGCUGCUGUACUGCUUUGGCAUAUUCAUCACCUUCGCGCUGCAGUUUUACGUSCCGGCAGAAAUCAUCAUACCCUGGAUAGUGGCUCGCUUGUCGGAGAGGUGGGAAAGGCCCGUCAACCUCCUGGUCCGCACCUUCCUCGUCAUCGUCACAUGCGCUCUGGCCAUCCUGAUCCCGGAGCUGGACCUGGUCAUCUCGUUGGUGGGUUCGGUCAGCAGCAGUUUCCUGGCUCUCAUCUUCCCGCCCGUGCUGCAGCUGGUGGCGUUCCACACGGAGGGCCUGUCCCCGCUGGUGGUGCUGAAGAACGUCCUCAUCAGCGCCGUCGGCCUCAUCGGCUUCCUGGCCGGGACUUACAUCGCCAUCGUGGACAUCAUCGCCCGGAACGCCCUGAAACAGGAAGAGAUGCUCGCCGCCUUCGUGGUUCAUUGAUGCCGACCGUGGGCAGGUGGCUCCGAACCCGUCUUUUUAUUCCCAUUUAUACGACGAGGACUUUAAUGUAAUUCUGUCACAUUUGUUUGAUCUGAACAUAAAACCAAUAAUUCCUUCAUGCUGCAGAGGAAGUCAGCAGAUUAAAUGAGAUUAGAGGAGUUUUACAGGUGAUUAAUCUCAACUGAAGAAGUUCAUGUGGUCAGAAGAUCAAACUACCUCAGUGACUCGAUGGUUUGAACGUUCAUCCUGAACAUCAUCACCAGCUGCUCAUCAUUUACAUGUUAAAGCAGAAAAAUAAAAUUGUUGCACUUUGA